ACAAACAAGACUAGGAGAUGAGCCAUCUCUAUUUUUAGAAACAUAAUGCGGAAACGGAACUAAAGAUUUAGAAAAUAAAUAGACUGAGGAGGGUGAUUGUGAGUCAGUUACAUAAAAUAGAAUUUUAGCUUGCUAAUAAACUACAAGAUGUUCGCCCAAGUUUAUCCUAGUUCAGGUCAACCUAAUAAUCCAGAUUUAUUUGAGGAAGUGAAAUUAAACAGAACAGCAAGAGACAGAGAAAAGUAUGAUAAUAUGGCUGAAUUGUAUGCAGUGAUUAACACUAUACAAAGUUUAGAAAAAGCUUAUAUAAGGGAUGCUGUUGCGCCUAAAGAAUAUACAGCAGCAUGUUCUAAAUUAUUAGUUCAGUAUAAAGCAGCCUUUCGACAAGUACAGAGUGAAUAUACAACAGUUGAAGAAUUUAUGAAGAAAUAUAGACUUGACUGUCCUGCAGCAUUAGAAAGAAUAAAAGAAUUACGACCAAUUACAAUAAAAGACGACAAAGGAAAUACUAGUAAAUGUAUUGCCGAUAUUGUUUCAUUAUAUAUAACUGUGAUGGAUAAAUUAAGACUUGAAAUAAAAGCUAUGGAUGAGAUUCAUCCUGAUAUACGUGACCUCGAUGAAACUAUGAGUCGACUCAGUAUUUUACCAGCUAACUUUGAGGGAAGAGAAACAGUAAAGAAAUGGCUGGAUACUCUUAGCUCCAUGACAGCAUCAGAUGAACUAGACAACAACCAAGUUCGUCAGAUGUUAUUUGAUUUAGAAUCAUCCUACAAUGCUUUCAACAGAGUUUUACAUGAUUAUUAAUCAUUUAUUUCAAGAACUGUUAAAUGAUUGUCUUAUCAUGUGCCAUCAAUUUGGAGUUUCAGUCAUUUUUAUUUAAAAUAAUUGUCAGUUUGAUGAAGUGUGACGUGUUUUGUUUUAUGAAAUAGUGCAUACCGUACAUUUAAAAAUUUUGGUCCCGAGAUGUAAACUAAUUUGAAUAAAGCUUACUCUUUUGCGGAUCGAAUAAACACAUCAGAACAAAUCCUGUGCUUCAAUUUUUUUUUUUUUUGAACAAAAAUAAAGCAGCUUUUAUAAGUUGAUCAAAUUCAUUAAUUCUAUUGGUAAUGUGGAGUUAAAAAUUUUGAACUAACAAUUGAGGGAUAUUACUUAAAUGAUCAUAAAAAAUACUGAAGCCAGGUAUUUUAUUUUAGUACCUUUAUUAAAAUGUUUAUGGAAGGUUAUACUGAUAGAAAAUUUGAAUGAAUGAAAUGGGGUUUAUAACAUCCUAAUUUUCUUCACCAACUGGGCAAAUGAAGACGGGUAUAAGCCAUUCAGUGUGCUGUGAGGGAAAUUUUGCCUGGACAGUGGCGUUACAGCCUACUCUUAUUUUAAAUUGUCUGGUUUUUUUUGUACCAUUCAAACAACUAGAUGCUGUUCUUUGUCAGGAAUUCAAACAAAGGGUAAACCAUGCGAGACACUCUCGAGAAACUAUCUUGGCCAACACCGGGAGCGAACCCUAAACUUCCUGUUUACUAAGCCAGCUUCUUACUCACCUCGUCUCCCAAGGUAUCAUACUCAUCUGAGACAAACUACCUGAUUGUUAUGCAAAUGAUGCUUAUAUAUAUAUUUCAGUUGAAAGGCCUGCAAUUUCUAACAUGAAAUUAUAUUUAAGCAGUUCCUUCAAAUACUGAAAUUAUUUUAAAAUUUUGCAUCACUGUCUGCUUGAUUGCUUAUAAAUAAUGAAUAGCUUCAGAAUUUGAUUCCAUUCAUCAUAAUGAUUUUUGUUGCUUAGCAAUACCCAUUUGUUCUAUUGUACAUGACUGUAGUUAAGUGUAUCACUAGUUUAUUCCUUUUAUAUCUUACAGUGAGUUUGAAUCAUGAAUUUAUAAUUGCACUUUAUACAAUAAAGAUCAGAUUGAUGUCAUUAAAAAUUAAUGUAUAUUUUGACAUAUUUAGAUGUAUAUUUGUAAAUUCUCUAUGUUAACUGUACCACACAGAAGUUUACCAUUGUAACUACAGGUUUUAAUUCUUUUGUUGUACACUGUAUAUAUCUUUAUUAUAUUAAAAUAAUAGAAACAUAAAUUGUUUCCGAUUAUUAUUCAUACAAGAGCUUAGCUUUAUUGUAAGACAUUGAACUCUGCGGACAUAUACAUUAAGUUUAUGCAAAUUAAUCAGUUGUAAAUAUCACUGGUAAGGAUGAUAUCAAGGCUAUUUAAUUAGCCCUCGAUAUUAACUUUUUUUCUUCUGCAAAUAGAAUUUUAAAACACUUUAAUUAA
Messenger RNA from Patella vulgata (common limpet), 2258 nucleotides. RefSeq names its product vacuolar protein sorting-associated protein 28 homolog. Gene Ontology annotation, biological process: protein transport to vacuole involved in ubiquitin-dependent protein catabolic process via the multivesicular body sorting pathway. The transcript has 8 exons. Gene Ontology annotation, molecular function: protein-containing complex binding. Gene Ontology annotation, cellular component: ESCRT I complex. The record is from RefSeq and is a predicted model, not a curated record. Lineage: Eukaryota; Metazoa; Mollusca; Gastropoda; Patellidae. The coding region runs from base 148 to 804 and encodes 218 amino acids.